Molecule: messenger RNA, 3290 nt
Organism: Pyrus x bretschneideri (Chinese white pear)
Lineage: Eukaryota; Viridiplantae; Streptophyta; Magnoliopsida; Rosales; Rosaceae
Product: chaperone protein ClpB3, mitochondrial
Biological process (GO): cellular response to heat
Cellular component (GO): cytoplasm
Molecular function (GO): ATP hydrolysis activity; ATP binding
Source: RefSeq, a predicted model, not a curated record
CACAAAUCCUUUGUGUGUUAACAAAUAUGCUUAUGCCAAAAGUGCUUUUAAGUUCUCUUAACAUAAGCAUUCUCAAGCGGAGUGCUUUCCAAAAGAUUGACUCUUGUACAAAGAAAAUGUCAUUGUGACAUGAUUGUGUCCCUUUGCAAGUAAGUUUCUCUUGUAUUUGGCAGCAUUUCCAAGUGGGUCUUCAUAUACGUAUAUAUCACUACAUGACUAGUCAAAUAUUGUGACUUAGUACUACGGUUUAAUGAUAUUUCUCUUUACUUGUAAGUGAGAGGUUUUGGAUUCGAUUCAGGUUCGAUUCUUGCUAAAGACGAAUUUGUAAGUGAGAGGUCAUAGGUUCAAUUCUCACCAAAGGACGAACUUGAAAUACAUUAUUGCUAACCUAUUGUGAGGUUAAGUCCAUCUCCUUUCUUAGUGUGAUAUUAAUAAUUUAAUAUCAUUUAUUAAAAAAAUUAAAAAAAAAAAAAAACUAGUCGAAUACCGGAUAGGCCCAAAAUAAUUGGGUCAGUUGGGCUCUGGUACAAAAAAAACGCGGGAAAAAAAAAACAGAAAGGAAUAAAUAUUAUUUGUCUCUUCUGGAACAUUCUACAAGCUUCUAUUGCCCCUUCCUCAAGUUUCUCCACACACUCUCUCUCGCUCACUGAAUCCGAAUAUAUUACAUAAACCCUAAACAAUCUCAUACUCUGUUGAAAUUGUUUGCCUUCAUUUCAUGGUCAAAUGGCGAGCAGGAGAGUCACCACGACACUCACCAAGUCGGCCCUAAUUCUGGCGUCCCUGAACGCCACUGAAUCCUCGAGAAUCCCUCUCUCUCGGAGUCGGGCAAUCGCCGUCGCCGCAUCCGCCCGGACCUUCGGCAGCUCUGCCGUUCCCUUCUCUCGCCCCAGCUUUGUUCCCGAGAGCAGAAAUGUCGCUUCGGCCAAGUAUUUGGUAAGCGCCUUCACUCGCAGCUUCCACUCUACGACUCCCAAUUUCUCCUCCGCCACGAGCUCCUCUCAGGCCAAUCAAAAUGAGUUCACUGAGAUGGCGUGGGAGGACAUUGUUGGUGCCGUUGACGCCGCCCGAAAUAGCAAGCAGCAGGUGGUGGAGUCUGAGCACUUGAUGAAAGCGCUUUUGGAGCAGAAAGAUGGUUUGGCCCGGAGAAUUUUCACGUAGGCUGGGCUCGACAACACUACGGUUCUUCAAGCACCCGACAACUUCAUUGAUAAGCAACCCAAGGUGACGGGUGGCACCAGUGGCCCUAUUAUGGGUUCACAUCUGGUUGGCUUGUUGGACAAUGCUCGGCGGCAGAAGAAAGAUAUGAAAGAUGAUUUCGUUUCGGUGGAGCACCUUGUGUUGGCGUUUCAGGCUGAUACGUGGUUUGGGCAGCAAUUGUUCAGAAACCUCCAGCUUAGUGAUAAGGAUUUGAAGGAGGCUGUUAAAGAUGUUCGUGGCAACCAGAGAGUCACUGAUCAAAAUCCUGAAGGAAAAUAUGAGGCCUUGGAUAAGUACGGGAAUGAUUUGACUGAACUCACUAGGCGUGGCAAACUUGAUCCUGUCAUAGGCCGAGAUGAUGAAAUACGGCGGUGUAUCCAGAUAUUGUCUAGGAGAACGAAGAAUAAUCCUGUUAUUAUUGGUGAGCCUGGUGUGUGAAAAACAGCAAUCGCUGAAGGAUUAGCUCAACGAAUUGUGCGUGCUGAUGUUCCAGAACCGCUAUUGAAUAGAAAGUUGAUUUCUUUAGAUAUGGGAUCGUUGGUUGCUGGUGCCAAAUUUCGUGGGGAUUUUGAGGAAAGAUUGAAAGCUGUUCUGAAGGAAGUUACUGCUUCCAAUGGGCAGAUUAUUUUAUUUAUUGAUGAAAUUCAUACUGUUGUAGGAGCUGGGGCUACAACUGGUGCGAUGGAUGCUGGGAACUUGUUGAAACCAAUGCUUGGGCGAGGUGAGCUUCGGUGUAUAGGAGCAACUACAUUGAAUGAGUACAGAAACAUUGAGAAGGAUGCUGCACUUGAGCGUAGAUUUCGAAGUGCAGCAGUUCUCUCAGACAGAUACAUUACAGAACGUUUUUUGCCUGACAAAGCCAUUGAUCUGGUUGAUGAAGCUGAUGCAAAGCUGAAGAUGGAGAUCACAUCUAAGCCAACCGAGUUGGAUGAGGUAGACCCAGCUGUGUUGAAGUUGGAGAUGGAGAAGCUAUCAGUGCAAAAUGACACUGAUAAAUCAUCGAAACAAAGGUUAAGCAAGUUGGAAAGUGACCUGGCAGUGCUGAAACAGAAACAGAAAGAACUAAAUGAACAAUGGGAUCAUGAGAAGGCUCUCAUGACUCGCAUACGAUCAAUUAAAGAAGAGAUUUGAGUAAAUCAAGAGAUGGAAGCUGCUGAACGAGACUACAACCUAAAUCGUGGCUUACAAUGCCAGUUAGACGAGGCUGAGAACACUGCCGAGUAUCGGAAGUCUGGAAACUCUUUGCUUCGUGAAGAAGUCACAGAUCUUGAUAUUGCUGAAAUUGUAAGCAAAUGGACUGGCAUACCGUUGUCAAACCUUCAACAGUCAGAAAGAGACAAGCUCGUUAUGCUGGAACAGGUUCUUCAUAAGAGGGUGAUUGGUCAAGAUAUAGCUGUGAAAUCAGUAGCUGAUGCAAUUCGACGUUCAAGGGCAGGUCUAUCUGACCCAAAUCGACCAAUAGCUAGUUUUAUGUUUACGGGUCCUACUGGUGUGGGAAAAACCGAGCUUGCAAAGGCCUUGGCUAGCUAUCUCUUUAACACUGAAAAUGCCGUCAGAAUUGAUAUGAGUGAGUACAUGGAAAAACAUGCGGUUUCACGCUUGGUUGGGGCACCACCUGGUUACGUCGGUUAUGAAGAAGUUGGGCAGCUAACAGAAGUGGUUCGUCGAAGACCUUAUUGUGUAGUGCUAUUCGAUUAAAUUGAGAAAGCGCAUCAUGAUGUCUUCAACAUUUUGUUACAACUGUUGGAUGAUGGGAACUUUGGCGCAAGGCCGGUGAAGCGGGUGAUACAACAGUUGGUUGAGAAUGAAAUUGCAAUGGGAGUCCUGAGAGGAGAUUUCAACGAGAAAGACUCGCUUAUUGUCGAUGCUGAGGCGUCCCCGUCCGCCAAACACCUUCCUCCCCAGAAGAGGUUGCGUAUCAAGAAAUUGGAGAGCACUUCUGCUGCAGAUGCCAUGGUUGUGAACGACUGAUCCUUUUCGGUUCUUCGAAUUGUAAAUAAGUUUUAAGAAAAAGGUCAGUGCUUGUUUGUCUUAAUUUGUGGGGUUACAGUUACAAGGAAAUAGAACAAAGUUAUCUUCGUAUUUGGCUGUUA